AUGCAUGCAGACGAGGCAAAAAAUACGCGACCAGCAGAGCUAGAAGUUGCACCUCAAAUAGAGGACCCUUCAGUUUCAGUGGGUGGUGCUCCCGCUGAGGCCUCUUCAGAAGCGCAACCAGUGGCAGCACUGGACGUCAUUCAAGAUGCUCUCGAGACAGCAGUGAGCGCAGCAGAGAGCGCUCCAGUGGCUGAGUGCCAUGGCAACGCCGCAGGUGUACUUGCGCGUUCUGCGGAAGAUGGCGGCGAGACUGCAGCAGGGGCAUCAAAUGUAGCAGCUGUAGCAACAAUAGAAAUAGAGGAAGGGGCAGGACGGUCUAGCUUAGUCGCGGCAGUAGAUGCUGCAGACGGACAUGCACCACUAGGUCCACCAUUCAUGCAUGCAGGCGCUGCUCCUGACGAAAAUACUGAUUGUAUUGAGGCUAAUACAGCACCUGCAACAGACUUAGCACCUGAAGAAAAUGCUGCUGAGCAUAAUGGUGGUGCUGUUCCGGCUAGUGCGAGUGUUUCGUCUGAUGGUCUUACUAGUUAUGCUGACGCGGUGCUCUUCGACAGAACCGAAGCUGCUCCUGCAAGCUUUGCAGCUGCGACUACUGCGGCUAUGUCCUUCGAAACAGCAGCAGCAGAUACUGCAGAACUGUGGCCAAAAGCGGCAGCUGAAGGUGUUGAAACGGCAGCUGUUGUGUACUCCACAGAUAGGGGUGUCACGCAAACGUAUCCCUCCGCUGAAGGCACUGAGCGACAGCAGGAGCAGGACCAGCAGCAGCAGCCGCCUUCCCAGGAGCAGCAGCAGCAGCAACAGCAACAGCAACAGCAACAGCAACAACAGCAGCAGCAACAACAACGACAUCCCUACCCUGGAGAAAACGACUCAUCAGAUGAUGAGGAGCCCUUGGAUUUGGUGGCACUUGAGGCGCAGCAGAAGGCAGCAGAACAAAAGCAAAAAAAGGAUUACAGUAGACUGUGGAAGAUCUUUGGCAGGCAAACUGACGCAGGCCGACUGCUAUUUCAGCUGUAUGGUCGCGGCUCCCAGACUCGGGGGGCCCCUUGCGCGUCUCGAGGAGAAGCAGCAGCAGCGGAACACCCAGCAAAAGGCACUGCAAGCUACAGGCAGCGGCUCGUAAACAUCCCUACUGUGGGGCGACGACCUUCUGCAGUGGCUGCAGCAAAGAAAAAGGCAGAAAGGAAGGGGUCCUGUGCUCUUGCUGGUGCACAAGGCCCUUCUCUUCCACGGCGGCCGCUCCGAAAGACGCUGCAGCAGAUCGUCGCCGACACGCAACGCAACGGGGGGUCCUACCAGCCGAUGCUCCUGCAGCGAUCCGACAGUUGGGAUAGAGAGAUGCAGAAAGACGCGCUUGCGCGAUCCUUCCGGAUGGAAGCGUGCCUCACACUGCCACCUAAGGCUCGUCUUCCCUCUCUCACGGAAGGGCAGAGACGCGAGCUGCUCUCCGCAACCCAUGCCGCUUAG
Cyclospora cayetanensis is the source of this 1467-nucleotide messenger RNA. Its product is annotated as ankyrin repeat and KH domain-containing protein mask. NCBI's taxonomy places the organism in Eukaryota, Apicomplexa, Conoidasida, Eucoccidiorida, Eimeriidae. The transcript is spliced from 6 exons. The coding region runs from base 1 to 1467 and encodes 488 amino acids. The record is from RefSeq and is a predicted model, not a curated record.